Prunus armeniaca (apricot) is the source of this 1512-nucleotide messenger RNA. Lineage: Eukaryota; Viridiplantae; Streptophyta; Magnoliopsida; Rosales; Rosaceae. The record is from the annotation of a GenBank genome assembly.
AUGUCUUCCCCAUCUCAGAACAAGAGGUCAUCAGCCACCACACCAGAAAUGGGGAGGUCAGAAGAAACAUAUGACCCUGAGUCUCUGGAAACUGUCCCCCAUAAUUCACAGUCACCCACAUUUGAUGGUGACCAGAGGAAUUUACAACUGAAAAAUGAUCUAGCUCCAGUUUGCAUUCCACAAGCUAGAGCAGAUGAGGGCUCUAGUUCUUCUCAUCAACCAAAUGAAUACAACGUGCAUCUCCGACUCAAGCGAACCUUGAGCUAUAUUAUCUCAACAUAUACUACAGAGAUGAGAUCCACGCAAGCUGCAGGGCAAAUGGUCAUAAAAGCAGAACCCAUAUCUUGCGUUCGGAGUGUUCAAGAGGAAAAUUUAAAAAGAAAACGAGUAGCCACCACUUCGGUUGGUGAGAUUGUUGUCGAAUCAUUCGUACUUCCCCAAUAUUUAAGCCUCGAUUGUCUGGACCUGGAGAAUGUAAAGCACUUCACUUUACUUCCGAUGGAUGAGGAGCUCUAUGCAAGUAUUGUGCAUAGAACACGAAAAUAUUCUUUCGCUCAAAGGCUCCGUGGCUGGAAACUUGAGCGCAGACAAAGAUCCACAUUAAUGUGUGACAUGUACUACAGGCACCAGGAAUCCAAUAUCUUUUUCAGAUCAAAUACUGAAGUUGUAAACUUCAUACUUUAUGAAGCAAAACCACAAGAUAAGCGAACAACAAAACGAAAGGCGCAAAGGAUUGCUGAUUCAGCUGAGACGUCUGAGCAAGGGAGGAGGAAAAGAUUAACGACGCCAACAACGCGGAAGGGGCGACGAGAGGCUGAUCAUUGUGAAAGCAGCUAUUCCGUUGGAUCUCUAUUACAAGCAGCGGUGGCAUUGCUUCAGUUGUCCUUGGAUGAACAAAUCCAUACCGGCCCAUCUGCUCCCCCAACUGCUGUUUCACAUGAACCUGAAAGAGAAUGGAACCAAGCAACUAUCAUCCCUCUGGAUGGUCAUGCCAACAACAACCCUGAUGUGAGCCAUCCGGUGGAUGCCGAGCCGAACCCUAGCCCUGAUCAGCGGGAAGACCAACCCGAAAACCGGGACGUCAACCCUCCUGUGGAAAGUACUGAACCAAACCCUAAGGCGCCUGUUGAUGGCCUGAAUGCUAGUGAUCAAGCAGAACCCAAUGGUGGAGAUGAGGAAGGAGUUCGGAAGGUCGAGGCAAACGACACUACAACCGUUGAUGAGGAUGAGAACCUGUUCAAGGGACUAGAACCCUUAGAUUGGAACAUGAUUUAUUUACCAGACAAGCCAGAAAUCCCGGAUCUCAACUCUCAUGUCGACAGUACUGAACCAAACCCUAGGGCGCCUGUUGAUGGCCUGAAUGCUGGUGAUCAAGCAGAACCCAAUGGUGGAGAUGAGGAAGGAUUUAAGGAGGCCGAGGCAAACGACCCUACAACCGUUGAUGAGGAUGAGAACCUGUUCGAGGAACUAGGACCGUUAGAUGGCAGAAUUUUUUAUUUACCUGAACUUUAG